Messenger RNA from Ipomoea nil (Japanese morning glory), 1267 nucleotides. RefSeq names its product zinc finger AN1 and C2H2 domain-containing stress-associated protein 13-like. NCBI's taxonomy places the organism in Eukaryota, Viridiplantae, Streptophyta, Magnoliopsida, Solanales, Convolvulaceae. The record is from RefSeq and is a predicted model, not a curated record. Gene Ontology annotation, molecular function: zinc ion binding. The transcript has 2 exons. Bases 249 to 1076 code for a protein of 275 amino acids. Gene Ontology annotation, cellular component: cytoplasm.
GUCCAAUACACAGAAGACUUUUUAUACAAGUUGACUGAAGUUUCAGAAGUGGCCGGAUUCCGCCGGUCUCUCUGGUUUUUUCUGGAAGGCGUCUAGGCGGAAUUCGAAAUCCCCAAUUGUGGCUCGUAUCCGUGCGAAUUCAGAUAAUAUAACGACUUGGAUUUUGCACGGAUUUUUUCUCUCAUCCCAGGUGGUUAGAUUCGACAUAUAUUUCAGAAGAAUUGAAUUAUUUCUUCCCCGGAUAGAUUAUGGGGACACCGGCAUUUCCAAAUCUAGGGAAGCACUGCUCCGUCGACGAUUGCCGGCAGAUCGAUUUCUUGCCCUUCACCUGCGAUUGCUGCCACAAGGUUUUCUGCUUAGAGCAUCGUAGCUACGCUAGACAUCAGUGUCCAAAGGGCAACAAACAUGAUGUCACUGUCGUUAUCUGCCCGCUGUGUGCUAAAGGUGUCCACUUAAUACCCGAUGAAGACCCAAAUAUAACUUGGCAGUCACAUGUAAACACUGAUUGUGAUCCGUCAAACUAUGAAAAAGCCACAAAAAAGAGGAAAUGUCCUGUGCCCCGCUGCAAAGAGGUCCUGACGUUCUCGAACACAAUUAAAUGCCGGGAUUGUGAUAUUGAUCAUUGUUUGAAGCACCGGUUUGGACCUGACCAUAAUUGCCCUGGACCUAAAAAGCCAGAACCUGCUUUCCAGUUUUUGGGGUUUUUGAGUCGAAAGGAGGAGCCAAAGAAGGCUCCUGCACCAUCAUCCUCGAGAUGGACCACGAGUCUCCUCAAUGCUGCAACUUCUGGUAUAGCAAAACUAAGCAACGAAUUCAAUCAAGCCCUGCAGAUUGGCGGAGAUGGAGGGGGCCCCCAAAGCAGCGUAAGCAAACAACAGGUCGAGCAAUGCCCAAUGUGCAACCUAAGAUUCUCUACGGGUACAGCUCUUGUGGAGCAUGUGCAGAAGGUCCAUGAAAAGAAUGGUGUAAUGAAUGUGUCAAUUGACGUCUGCCCGAGAUGCAGUAAAGGUUUUCGUGAUCCAGUUUCCCUCGUGGAACACGUCGAAAGGGACCAUGGAGGUGCUUCAAAAGCCUAGUGUGGAUUUUCGAACUAUACAUAAUACCAAAAUGCAAGAAAUGUAACACACUUAAACACAUUCUUUUCAAUUAUUUGUAGGUUUGGUCUUCAACAAUGUAUAAAUUUCAUCCCUGCCUGAGUUCUUUGGGUUUGAUAGUGGUGUAUUGGAUUGUUCAUCAUUGUGAUAUUCAAAGAUCUUUCUUCCAAAGU